AUGGUGGUUACAGUGUAUGGUGGUUACAGUGGUUACAGUGGUUAUGGUGGUUACAGUGGUUACAGUGGUUAUGGUGGUUACGGUGGUUACAGUGGUUACGGUGGUUACGGUGGUUACAGUGGUUACAGUGGUUACAGUGGUUACAGUGGUUAUGGUGGUUACAGUGGUUACGGUGGUUACAGUGGUUAUGGUGGUUACGGUGGUUACAGUGGUUAUGGUGGUUACGGUGGUUACAGUGGUUACGGUGGUUACAGUGGUUAUGGUGGUUACGGUGGUUACGGUGGUUACAGUGGUUACAGUGGUUACAGUGGUUAUGGUGGUUACGGUGGUUACGGUGGUUACAGUGGUUACAGUGGUUAUGGUGCAGGAGAGAGGGCAACCCAGCAGGAAUGA
Molecule: messenger RNA, 393 nt
Organism: Acomys russatus (golden spiny mouse)
Lineage: Eukaryota; Metazoa; Chordata; Mammalia; Rodentia; Muridae
Product: prisilkin-39-like
Exons: 1
Coding region: 1-393 (130 amino acids)
Source: RefSeq, a predicted model, not a curated record